AUGAAUAAAAUCAAACCUGAAGUAUUAUUGGUUUGCUCUAUUAUUACUGUUGGUAAUAAUCGUUUGGAACAAGUUGCACUUGAUAAAUGUCAUUCAAUUGAUUUAACUUUUGAUUGUUUUCAAUCAGCACAUGAAUCACUUAUUCAACGGUUAUAUUCGGAUGUUAUGUCUCGGAUUAGCAAUAAUAUUCAAUCAUUGAUACUCAACAUUGAACAUCUUCCGAAAAUGAUCGGUUUUGCUGAAAAAGAGUGUAAUGGAAUUCUCCCAAAUUUGACACAUUUGAAAAUAAUGCUUGAUAGAGAAAGUCGCGGAACAGGCACACCUCAUGCAUUAGGUAAAUUCUUAUUUUAA
This is a messenger RNA of Rotaria sordida, 351 nucleotides long. The record is from the annotation of a GenBank genome assembly. Lineage: Eukaryota; Metazoa; Rotifera; Eurotatoria; Philodinida; Philodinidae.